AUGCUGCGGAUGCCGUGGGGUGCAACGCGGCUGCUGCGCGCGGCAAGACGCACCGUGGCCUCCGCCGGCGCGCAGGGGGCCAAGCGAGCCCCCGUAACUUCGGCGGCGCCAGUGACUUCGCCCCCGGCGGCCGGUGAGGCCCGGGCGGGGGCCGCAUCGCUGAAGGACGUCCGAAGAAUCUCAAAGACGUCCAACUUUGUGCCCGACCACCGCGAGAAGGUCCUGCAAAUAUUUCAGCGCCUGGCGGAGAUCAACAACGCACUGCAGGAGCGGUACAAGGCGCAGUCGUACCAGAUUGCCGUGGACAACCUCAAACGGGACGACUUUAUCUUUGUGCACCUCCCACCGAACGUCACGCCGCCCGGCGUCGAUGACGCGCAGAGGGCGGAGCAGUUAAACGCCGUCAACGCGACGCCCGCCGUGGGGGAGAAGCUCAAGGCCAAAAUUGUGGAGAUUCUCUCCACCGGCGACCUUGCGGAGCUUCACAGCCUGCAGGCAAAACCCAUCAUCCGCGCCAUUCAGGACCUCACGCAGGUGCACGGCGUCGGCCCCCGCACCGCGGUGACGUUUUACAAGAAGUACGGCAUUAAAUCCGUUGCGGAGCUGCAGCAGCGCACGCAGGGGCAGAGCGCCGAAACGGGCCAGGGCGGCGGUAGUAGCAAGAAAAGUUCCAGGAAAAGUUCCACGGCUGACGAUGACGCCGUCCUGCACCUCACCGAGGCGCAGCGUUUAGGACUCAAGUACUAUCGCGACAUUAUGCAGCGCAUCCCGUACGAGGAAGUGCGUCUGCACGAGGCUUUUUUGAAGCUGCGGCUGCGAAAGUACCUGGGAAAGGGCUACGAACUCUCCAUCUGCGGAAGCUACCGACGACGACUGCCAACGUCUGGCGACAUUGACGUGCUCAUCACACGCAAGACAAACGGCAAGGCCCCCGCCGCCCGCCAAAAGAAGGGCAAAAAGGGCGGCACAAGUAGCGGGGAGCGGGUCUUGGCUCCGCAGGAGGUGCUUGCGGCGUUCGUGGAGGCCCUCAAGCAGGAGCGGUACAUUGAGGCAACCCUGGCGCAGGGGUCGACAAAAUUCAUGGGGGUGAGUCGCCUGAAGAGCUACAACUACAAUGCGGGGGCGACAAGCCCAAAGCUGUACCCCGCGCGGCGACUCGAUAUUCGCUUUGUGGAACCGGAGUGCUUCCCCGCGGCACUCCUGUACUUUACUGGCAGCAAGAACUUUAACGUUGUCAUGCGGGCAGAGGCGAUCAAGCAGAACUUCGUGCUGAACGAGUAUGGCCUGUUCCACAACGGCGCGACCGCGCCUGCGGCUGCGGAGGACGGAGGGAAGAAUGCCAGUAAUAGCAAAAAUAAGUCUAACAAUAACAGCGCGGCACGGGGCCGGUGGAAUGCCGAGGCAUUUCAGAAGUUGGUGCGGGCCCAGUACUACUCCGCCAAGUCCCCCGCAUUCAUGGACGAUGACGACGGCGAGAAUGACGACGAGGGCGGCGAUGGGGACGCCGGCGGAAGGAGGCACCGGAAGGAGGACUUGGAAUCGCGGCAGCGGCAACAGCAGCACGAGCUCGCCGCCCUCUGGCGCGAGGUGGAGGCGCGGCGUGUGAAGGUGAAACACGAGCGUGACGUAUUUGACGCGUUAGGCAUGACGUACGUUCAACCAGAGCAACGCGAGAUGUGA
This is a messenger RNA of Trypanosoma conorhini, 1680 nucleotides long. Its product is annotated as putative mitochondrial DNA polymerase beta-PAK. Lineage: Eukaryota; Euglenozoa; Kinetoplastea; Trypanosomatida; Trypanosomatidae. Bases 1 to 1680 code for a protein of 559 amino acids. Gene Ontology annotation, cellular component: nucleus. The record is from RefSeq and is a predicted model, not a curated record. Gene Ontology annotation, biological process: double-strand break repair via nonhomologous end joining. Gene Ontology annotation, molecular function: DNA-directed DNA polymerase activity; DNA binding. The transcript has a single exon.